Triplophysa dalaica is the source of this 2406-nucleotide messenger RNA. RefSeq names its product hyaluronan and proteoglycan link protein 2 (gene hapln2). Bases 1184 to 2203 code for a protein of 339 amino acids. Gene Ontology annotation, biological process: cell adhesion. Lineage: Eukaryota; Metazoa; Chordata; Actinopteri; Cypriniformes; Nemacheilidae. The transcript is spliced from 5 exons. The record is from RefSeq and is a predicted model, not a curated record. Gene Ontology annotation, molecular function: hyaluronic acid binding.
UACUCCAGGGUUAGAGGUUGGUUCAGGGUUAGUGACAUGUAAUUUAUACGUAAUUUAUAAUGAAUACUGUAGUCAAUACAUGUAACAUGUGCAACAAGGCCACCAUAAAAUAAAGUGUUUCCGAAGAUUUUCUUGAACACACAGCAAUGCAAAACAGAUCAAACUUGUUUGAUUGUCUAUGUAGUACAGAACAGUUAAAGGGGUUGAAAGAGGGGGUGCUGAGCCACAAGAGUACAACAAGCCAGGGCUUGACAGUUAAGCAAAACUAUAUAUUCGCUGGGCUGAGAAUGUCAUUUAUCAAAUACCGUCUCUUGUUCCUGAUGGUCAUGCAUCAUUAGUACUACACAACCUUGACUCGAACCCUAUUCUCCCAGGGAGUAGGUUAACAUAAAGUUAAAGCUCGAAACUUGGUAUGUGUGUACAUCAUGUACGAUCGUUCCUUUGUUUGGAGGGGUUUCAAGAUGUCAUUCAUUUGAUGACAAAAAGGGCCAUUGAUGGAUCAGUACAAUGCAAAGUACACUGACAAGCGCUUGAAUUUCAUUAUCUCCUUUUCCUUCAAACUGCUUGUUUCCUUUUCGUGUUGUAUGCUCACUGCAGUCCUAUGGGGUGGCGUUGUGGGACUUUAGUGACAAAGCUGUCAUUGUGCUCUCAGGUUAGAGAGAAAGAGAUAAAAGCACAAACUUUGGCCCAAUCUGCUACAUUUUUUCUAUUUUCUGUCCAAUCUAAAAAUGCGGAAUGCGUCAACAUGUAAUGUCUACCUGGGACAUCUUGGUAAUGUGUGACAUAAACAGGCAGCAACGACACAUCUGUAGCUCAUCUAAUAUUUAACAAAAGUAAACUUUUCACUGACAAAAAUAUGAAACUGUCUAUAAUCUGAGUGCAGGUUUUCUGUUUUAAGCAUUCUUGAUCCAUCUUGCGCAGAGGAGAGUUGCUGAAAUAAACAAUGGGGAUCUGUGUGAAUCUCAUUAACAUCUGAAACAGAGAGCAGAAAAAUCUCGAUCACACAUCUAACGCUUGUAUACUGUAGCAACCAGAACACCUGCAACUUCAGAUGAAAAUAACCUUCACAGAUUUUUGGGGAUUUCCUUAUUUUAAAAUGUUAAAUUGAUUAUACCAGGAUUUUACUUUCCUCAUAAUCAUCUUGUUCAUUUAGGGGAAAUACUAUCCAUUGCUGAAUGCCAUCAUGAACUGUAUAGCUGUUCUUGUGACAUUAGUCUGGUGUUUCUCUUGGAUCUAUGCAAAACACCACCACUACCACAAUCAAGAAAGCGACAAAGAACUGAAAUACCUUCUGGAGCCUCCGGUAUAUGCCGAGGUCAGUGCUCGUCGUGGACACGUCGCCAUUUUGCCAUGUAUGAUGAUGAUCAAACCAGUGCACUACAGAGUGAAGUGGACUAAGAUUGAACCCCUCAAAAUGGGAGUGCAAAACAUAGUGCUCAUAACAAAUGGACACGCAGAUAAAAAUUACGGCUCACUUGGGCCUCGAGCUUCUCUUCUGCGUGCACACAGCCUAGAUGUUUCCCUUCGCCUUACCGACCUGGAGCUGGAGGAUGAUGGCAGCUAUCAAUGCGAACUAAUCAAUGGAAUUGAGGAUGAAAAUGUCAUCAUCACUCUGAGAGUUGAAGGAGUUGUAUUUCCUUACCAAAGCCAACAUGGCCGGUACAGAUUUACUUUCAUUAACGCUCAAGAGGCUUGUGCUGAGCAGGAUGCAACUCUUGCCACAUACAAGCAGCUUUAUCGGGCCUGGACUGAAGGGUUGGAUUGGUGUAACGCCGGAUGGCUGAGUGAUGGAACUGUUCAUUACCCAAUUUUGCACCCGCGGCCGGCUUGUGGAGGUGGUCUCCUGCCAGGCAUCCGGAGUUAUGGGCCACGCCAUAGAGAACAGGAACAGUUUGAUGCUUUCUGCUUCACCUCUACCACUAAGGGCUCUGUGUUCUACAUUCCAGGCCCAUUGAAUUUUGUAGAGGCAGAACAUGCCUGCAGAAAAGAGGGUGCCGGUCUAGCGAGGGUUGGUCAGAUCUAUUCUUCUUGGAGGUUUCAGAUGCUGGACCGCUGUGAUGGAGGCUGGUUGCAAGAUGGCAGUGUACGGUUUCCCAUCAUAAACCCAAGGGAACGUUGUGGGGGGGUUAAAGAACCGGGCAUUCGCAGCUUUGGCUAUCCCAGCAAAUCUUCCCGCCUUUAUGGGGUUUACUGCUACAGGUAACUGCUGCAAGCUUUUCCACCAGCAGGGUACUGUAUACUGGCUUACUGCUACGUUUUAGAUUUACUGUCCAUCAUCUCUGCAGAACAUAACAUUAUGGGGCACAUUACGGACACACAGCCCUUCUACACUGCAUUCAGUAUUGUCUUGGGAUACAUUAACAGCAGUAGAAUGCGAGUUGCAUUUAAGCAGAAAAUAUUCUUGGA